Symsagittifera roscoffensis is the source of this 1775-nucleotide messenger RNA. RefSeq names its product ras-related protein Rab-2A. Gene Ontology annotation, biological process: vesicle-mediated transport. The transcript is spliced from 8 exons. Gene Ontology annotation, molecular function: GTP binding; GTPase activity. The coding region runs from base 13 to 639 and encodes 208 amino acids. Lineage: Eukaryota; Metazoa; Xenacoelomorpha; Acoela; Convolutidae. The record is from RefSeq and is a predicted model, not a curated record. Gene Ontology annotation, cellular component: Golgi apparatus.
UUAUUAAAUAGAAUGUCAUAUGCAUAUCUGUUCAAGUACAUUAUCAUUGGAGACACAGGUGUUGGAAAGUCUUGUUUACUAUUACAGUUUACCGACAAGCGCUUCCAGCCUGUACAUGAUCUCACAAUAGGCGUUGAGUUUGGAGCCCGAAUGAUCAGUAUCGAUGGCAAGCAAAUUAAACUGCAAAUUUGGGACACCGCGGGACAGGAAGCUUUCCGCUCCAUCACUCGCUCCUACUACAGAGGCGCUGCUGGGGCUCUCCUUGUAUACGACAUCACCAGACGAGACACCUUCAAUCACUUGACGCAGUGGCUAGAUGACCUUAGACAACACACUAGUUCAAACAUGGUCAUCAUGCUAAUUGGCAAUAAAAGUGACCUGGAAUCUCGGAGGGACGUAAAGAAGGAAGAGGGGGAGAGUUUUGCCCGGGAACAUGGCCUGGUAUUCAUGGAGACAUCGGCCAAGACGGCCGCCAAUGUGGAGGAGGCGUUCAUCAACACGGCCAAGGAGAUCUACCAGAAGAUACAAGAGGGUGUAUUCGACAUCAACAACGAGGCCAAUGGAAUCAAAAUAGGACCGCAGCUAAAUCCUAACCCCGGAGCCAACCCAAACAGACCUCAGUCGAGCGGGUGUUGCUGAGCACAGAAAAAAAACAAAUUGGAAGAAGAACGAUAUCAGCACCACUACAACUUGCAGAACCAUUACAACUUGUUUGACAAAAAUGACCUGCGCGACGAUUUACAUCAGCGUUGCUUUUCUGAGGAAGAACUAACUGUAAAAUGAAGUCCUAUAAAUUCCAUUUAAUUUCGGCUUUCAAGUAUAAAUGUGCAGAUUCGUCCUUUUUAUGGCUAAAGUUUUAUGCUUUUACGAACUACAAUUACUAAUAUCCUCAAUGUUGCAUUUUUCCAUCUACUGGCUUGGCCUUAAAAGAGCUCUCAAACUUGAAUCUUGAUCAACAUCAAACGAACGGUUGGUUUUGGUUUCAGUUUCGUGUCGAACUUUGUUUGAUAUCUCUUAUCUCUUGUUUUCAGCAGUGUUUAUUGAUAAUUUAGUUUCAAUCAUAGUUUAAAUUUAGAUUAACACAAAAACAUCAUUAUCCUUGUUCAAUGUGAAAAAAAAAUCAUGGUUGAAAGUUAACUCUUAUUUCACAAGUUAAGACCAGACGUUUGUUUAUUUCCUUUUCCUUUAUGUGCUAGAUUGAUUACUGAAAAGCGUUGCCUACUUUAUGCAAUCAGUGUUGUAGUAAGUCGAGAGACUUGAUGAACUUCGUUUGUGUUAGACAACUAACUACGCGAAAGCAAGUCGCAAUCCAUCGCUUCAAAGUAGAUCAAAUAAUUACACUGCUUCAAUCAUCAUUUGUGACGUUAUUAAGAGUUCGUUCAGUUUGUUUAUGAGACUCAAUGUGUUUUGUUUUCACGUUAUAACAGUUGCAUGAUUACUCCAACAGACCAAUUCAGGGUCAAAAUUUGAUGCUCUAAAUUGAUGUUCGUUCAAUGCAUUGGUACGAGGGUUCCUUCGUUGUAAUACGAGAUUAGUAAUUUGAAUUGUUGUCCAUCUAAAGCUGUUGAUAAAAUUCAGGUAUCAAAUUCCGUUGUGCCUGCAUGUGUAAUAUAUGUAGCUCUAAUUGACCCAGAUUUAUAUGAAUAAAAAACAGAAUUGUUGAAUAUUAUUUUCUAGUAUUACCGUGUUAAUUAAAAUUCAUAUUACUCUUCGGUGGCAUAUAUGUAUAUGAAAGUUGAUUUUAUUUAAUUGAAUUCAUCUAUUUAAGAGUUCUG